Messenger RNA from Hydatigera taeniaeformis, 3150 nucleotides. Lineage: Eukaryota; Metazoa; Platyhelminthes; Cestoda; Cyclophyllidea; Taeniidae. The record is from the annotation of a GenBank genome assembly.
AUUAAAGAUUUAGCUACUGGAAAUGUGUCGGUAAGGGAUGCAGAUUUCAUUCUUCACGAUGGUCCCCCUUAUGCAAACGGUCCCAUCCAUUUUGGGCACGCACUGAAUAAGAUUCUCAAGGAUUUUGUGGUUAGGCGUCAAAAAGUAUGUGGGAAGUCCGUCUCCUUUAUUCCUGGUUGGGACUGUCACGGUCUACCCAUAGAAUUGGCAGCUGUGGGAAGCAAUCUGUCACUAUCCCCCAUGUCAGUUAGGAUGGCCUCUUUGGAGCGUGCGACUCGUUGCAUGACUGAUCAGCUGGUCGCAUUCAGAGAGCUAAACAUUCUCGCUGAUUGGAAUAGGCCUUACUCCACUCUGGAUCCAUGCUAUCAAGCAACCGUAAUGCGCGCAUUCUAUGAUCUUUAUGCCAGCGAUUUCAUUGUGCGGGAACACAAACCGGUGUAUUGGUCCAGAACUACUCGAUCUGCCAUCUCCGACUCUGAGCUUGAAUAUAACCCUGAACACCAGAGUCCUUCCCUAUACUUUCUUGCAGAGUUAUUGAUUCAGCCCACAUGGAUUCCAACUCAAUAUCGGAAGUAUCCCACCAAUGUUGUCGUUUGGACCACCACUCCGUGGACAAUCGUGGCCAAUGAAGCGAUAAUCUUUCAUCCCUCAGAUGAGUAUUCUGUUCUUCUUGACAAGGAGACUGAGAGAAAUCUAAUUGUGGCGAGUCACUUUGUGAACGUGCUGUGCAAACUGCUCGGUUGUGGUCCAACACGAUUUGAACUAAUCACAUCUCUACGCGGUGAGUGUUUCGAGAGUUACGCCUACGAACCUCCUCUUGGCAGGAGAUGGGGUUAUAAUCAUCAUGGCAACCGUCGGUGCCACCGUUAUCGUCUCAUUCCAGGCGACUUCCUUGAGCAUGACAAGGGUACAGGUUUUGUACACUGCGCGCCGGCUCACGGGAAGGAAGAUUUCGAUUUUGCUCGACGCCACGGUCUCCCUCUUAGAGCCCUGGUGGAUGAGGAAACUAAAUUCACACAAGAAGCUGGCACCGAUCUGGCCGGAAUGCUAGUGCAAGACGAGGGCAACUCGGCAGUGAUAGAUCUCCUGGGCGACCGAGUUCUUGUUCUGGACACCAUUCAACACAGCUACCCCUAUGAGUGGCGCACCAAGCAACCGGUCAUCACGCGUCUUUCCGAGCAGUGGUUCAUCAACACGGACAAGCUGGAGGGUCCUGCUAAGGCAGCCUAUGCCGACGUGAAUGUCUUUCCUCCCGAACGCAAGUCACUGAUGCAGAGCUUUAUCGAGAAGCGACCCUUUUGGUGUAUCUCACGUCAACGUAACUGGGGCAUACCAAUUCCUGUCCUUUUCCACAAGCCCCACCACAAUCGAGCCCUUGUUGAUGGAGCCUUCAUCAAAGCUGUGGCAGAACGUGUUUCAAGGGAGGGCAGCGACUUCUGGUGGAACUCGGCAAUACCAAACUCCCAACUCAUUCCGCCUGGAUGUUUGGAAAAGGUGUGUUCCCUUUCUCCCUCGCAGGUAUUUUGGUCGCUGAAGAUCGGGAUUGAGACUAUAAACGUUUCAAUAAGACAUUUCGUAAUGCCGGUCUCCACAUUUAAGAGGUCGACAGGCUUCAUGAAAACCUACUUUUAUUUGAAUGUUUUUGCGUCCUUUGUCGUUGAUCGCGAAUUCCUUCAUUUAGUGCUUGGUCAGUGCUUGCUUAAACAUCAUUUCAUUUGGACUGCUGUGGCUCUUUCCUCCCAGUGGAACCUCACUGCUUGUGCCGCUGAUACCGAGUUGAUUCGAGGGACGGACAUUUUCGAUGUGUGGUUCGAAUCGGGACUCUCGUGGCUAGCUGUAUUACCGAAAGAUCGUGUAGCCGAUGUCUGCGUAGAGGGUUUGGAUCAAUUUCGUGGGUGGUUCUCCUCUUCCCUUCUCCUCUCUGUUGCACUAACCAAAAUGGCGCCUUUCAAGAGUCUUGUAGUGCACGGCUUUACGACAGACUCAGAGGGGCGAAAGAUGUCAAAGUCCCUGGGUAAUGUUCUCUCACCUCAAGAGGUGCUUCGUGCAACUAACGGGUGUACCGAUGUCCUCCGGCGGUGGACUGCUGCUUCAGGGCUAGGCAUGCGCUCUACUGUCAGCAUUAAUGCCUUCAAAGCUCACACUAUCGCCUAUAAGAAGCUGCGCAACUUAUUUCGAUUUAUUCUGGGCAACGUGCACGACCUCUUGGCCAAAGAGGGUCGUGUAACGGCACCAAUUUUGAAGGAUUCUUCAUCAGUCUUGGUCCCAAUAGAGCAGCUUUCUCUGCUCGACAAGUGGUAUCUCUGUAUUGUCGGAAACUUCUGUGUCAACUGUUUUGAGAUCUACUACCCACAGCACCGCUACGAAAGCCUCAUUGCGGAUUGUGAUCAGCUGGUCUCCCGCAUCUCUUCUACGUACUUCAAUGCCGUGAAGGAUAUUCUUUACUGCGACGCAUCGGACAGUGCUGAUCGUAGAGCCAUCCAACAUAUCCUUAUUCUCACAGCUGAAGCCCUUCGUCACUGCCUCAGCCCCAUCUUGCCCGAUCUCAUGGAAGAGGUGAAUGUCGCUCUCGGUCCCCCACUCGAUACGACCCCUGAACUAUCGAAACUACUUCAUCAAGCAGCCGUGGAGUGGUCACGCGACUAUGCUCACUUACCAGAAGCAGUGGCUAGGGCCUGCGCCCUCAGGCAGUCGAUUGCUGCCAGGCAGCGCACUGAGGUUGAUGGUAAAGAAACUAAGCUCUGGCCUGGGCCUACUUCGAAUCCUCUUGCUCGGUUGCACAUUAUUCUAGAUGAGAAGAGAACCGAUAGCAAGGAUUUUGAGGAUCUGAAGCUUCUCAAUGGGAGAGUAGAUGUGGAAAGCACAUCGGCUCUGUGUAGAAUCUUACGCUGUGCUUCAGUGCGCUUUGGUAGCACAUCAGAACGCACCAACUGCAUCGAGUUGAAUCUGGACAACGUAGGUGAAGCAGUUCACGGGGAAGAAACGGAGCUGGAGGCAGGGGUUGAUUCACAUCACCUCACUUGCCUCCUGCGUGUGGCGCACGACUCCACACAAUGCCCGCGCUGCCGUCGCUAUUGCUCUGCUAAUAAGGCGCUGUGUACCCGAUGUGCGCCGUUAGUGUCGGAAGUGCAGCACGAGGUUUCGUGCUGA